CACCACCACCACCUCUCUCCUUUUUCUGCUCUGCAGGACUGAGCAGCCCCGCGCAAGCGAUAACAAACAGUUGGGGCAGUGAGCGCCCCCGCCCCGGCCCUGAGAGCACGCCGGCCCCGGGCCCCACGCGGGGCGCCAGUCCGCCCACCAUGAGGAAGAUCCGAGCCAAUGCCAUCGCCAUCCUGACCGUAGCUUGGAUCCUGGGCACUUUCUACUACUUAUGGCAGGACAACCGAGCCCAUGCAGCAUCCUCGGGCGGCCGCGGCGCGCAGAGGGCCGGCGGGAGACCGGAGCAGCUCCGUGAGGACCGCACCAUCCCGCUCAUUGUGACAGGAACACCCUCCAAAGGCUUCGAUGAGAAGGCAUACCUGUCAGCCAAGCAGCUGAAGCCUGGAGAGGACCCCUACCGACAACAUGCCUUCAACCAGCUGGAGAGUGACAAACUGAGCCCAGACAGACCCAUCCGGGACACCCGCCAUUACAGUUGCCCAUCCUUGUCCUAUUCCUUGGACCUGCCAGCCACCAGUGUCAUCAUCACCUUCCACAACGAGGCUCGCUCCACACUCCUGCGUACAGUGAAGAGUGUUCUGAACAGAACUCCUGCCAGCUUGAUCCAGGAGAUCAUUUUAGUGGAUGACUUCAGUUCAGAUCCUGAAGACUGUUUGCUUCUGACUAGGAUCCCCAAGGUCAAGUGCCUUCGCAAUGACAGGCGGGAAGGACUGAUCCGCUCCCGGGUUCGCGGGGCAGAUGUGGCAGGAGCCGCGGUUCUCACCUUCCUAGACAGUCACUGCGAGGUGAACGAGGAGUGGCUGCAGCCCAUGCUGCAGCGGGUGAUGGAGGACCACACCCGUGUGGUGAGCCCCAUCAUCGACGUCAUCAGCCUGGACAAUUUCGCCUACCUAGCCGCAUCUGCGGAUCUUCGAGGAGGAUUCGACUGGAGUCUGCAUUUCAAAUGGGAACAGAUUCCGCUGGAGCAGAAGAUGACCCGGACAGACCCCACCAAGCCCAUCAGGACACCUGUUAUAGCUGGAGGGAUCUUCGUGAUUGACAAGUCCUGGUUUAAUCACUUGGGAAAGUAUGACGCCCAGAUGGACAUCUGGGGAGGAGAGAACUUUGAACUCUCCUUCAGGGUAUGGAUGUGCGGUGGCAGCUUGGAGAUUGUACCCUGUAGCAGGGUGGGCCAUGUCUUCAGGAAGCGGCACCCCUACAACUUCCCUGAGGGCAAUGCCCUCACCUAUAUCAGGAAUACAAAGCGUACUGCAGAGGUAUGGAUGGAUGAGUACAAGCAAUACUACUAUGAGGCCCGGCCCUCUGCCAUCGGGAAGGCCUUUGGCAGUGUGGCAACACGGAUCGAGCAGAGGAAGAAGAUGGACUGCAAGUCCUUCCGCUGGUACCUGGAGAAUGUCUACCCUGAGCUCACUGUCCCAACGAAGGAAGUGCUCCCUGGUGUCAUCAAGCAAGGAGUCAACUGCUUAGAAUCCCAGGGCCAGAACACAGCUGGUGACCUCUUGCUGGGAAUGGGCAUCUGCAGAGGGUCUGCCAAGAGCCCUCCCCCCAGCCCAGAGCUAUUUUUUCCUGUCUUGCAGGCAUGGCUAUUCAGUGACCACCUCAUCCAGCAGCAAGGGAAAUGCCUGGCUGCCACCUCUACUUUAAUGUCCUCCCCUGGGUCCCCAGUAGCACUGCAAGUUUGCAACCCUAAAGAAGGCAAGCAGAAAUGGAGAAGGAAAGGAUCUUUCAUCCAGCAUUCAGUCAGCGGCCUAUGCCUGGAGACAAAGCCUGCCCAGCUGGUGACCAGCAAGUGUCAGGCAGAUGCCCAGGCCCAGCAAUGGCAACUGCUGCCACACACAUGAUGGUAGCCCCCAGCCUCCUGUACCCUCUGCAUGAGACUUGGGGACCGGAAGGGGUUAGGGUGGGGGAGUGUCAAGCGGGCUGUUUCCCAUCUCCUCACAUUUCUACUAGAUCAUCAGUACACGCCCCUACCACGAGUUUCCCCAAAGCUAGUCCAGGGAGGGUGUGGGGGCAUGUUCCGUGCCCUCUGUGCCGCCCCCGUCUUGCCCUGGGAGAGGAGAUGGUUAGUGUGCAGCUGUCCUGGGCAGAGACUUGGCAGCUGUUCCUGGCCUUUUGUCUUCUCCCUUCUCCCUUGGCCCUUUUGGGGCCCCAGACAGUGGUAUGUGGGCCUUCCCCUUGUUGCCCAGCAGGGACAAGGACAGAAAACCUACAGAGGGGCUAGAUUGGGCCACAGGGCUAACCUGAGGUCAACACAAGACAGGUGGCAGCAGGUGUGAAGAGGCUGACGGCAGGGGCAGCUCGAGAUCGAGGGGUUCGGUCCAGUGGGUGGGUGUGGGAGGGAUGCAUCCUGGGAGAAGAGGAUGGGGACCCGAAGAAGAACAGAGAUGGAGAGGCAGCUUGAAGUAGCAGAAAAAAAGCAAGGUCUCUUUCCAGAACAUCAUCCUGUUCAUGCUUUGCUAGCCCUGGGCCCCAAGCCCAACAAAAGCCUGCAUCCCUUCUAAGUGGUCGCAUUCUUAGCAAAAGGCUGCAGAGGGGCCCGGGCCAUUAUUUAUUAAGCAGACUCUACCUCUGCUUAGCCAUAUGUCAGGCCAAGACCCCACACUUAGGCCUUUAUGGCCAGUUGGUACCCUGUCCCCACUAACUGGCUCCUGGUCAUACACCCUGGAAUGCCUUCAUCUCUGCCACUGUUUUAGACCCCCCCCCCACCUUUGCAAAGGUCUUUGCCUCUGUAAACACAGCAUCAUGGGGCACAGUGGCUGGCCAAUAUGGGACCCCCUUUCUGGAGAACAACUAUUUCCCAAUCAGUAGGAACCAGGUCACCCAGGCUGAACCUCAUGCCCAGACCCUUCUCUAGAGGCCAGCUGCCGCAGUGGGUGGUGGUUCUGUCUGUGUAGAGAAUUGCCUGCUCUCUCCUGUCUUGUUACUGAGAACACAGAGAUCACACAUCGGUAUCAUACUGGAAUCCCGGGCCUCUCUCCACCACUGGCUUCCACAGUAUAAUCUUGGGUCAAAGACUGUUGGUAACCAGAGCUCUUGGGGUCUUCCUCCCAAAACAAUACAGCCUAAGGAGGCCACUCUUUCCCCAGGGGCACCCAGUCUUUCUUUCACAGAGCAGACAACCACACAUUCAUAGGGAAUCCUACAGACUCCAGAAAGUCUACAAAUCCCCAGAAUAUUGCAUGUGUAUGUACAGAUGCGAUUUCCUAGGUGGGGGUGGAGCCUGGAUUUUCCCUGCUUCCUGGUUUCUAAGAGAUCUGAUCCUCUGCUCGGAAUGAACUCUACCACCUAUCUGCAUCGCUGCCCCAGCAACCUGCCUGCUGGGCCUGUCCUGUCCAUCGCCAGGUGUGAGGAGCCAAGUAUCUGGUUUGUGGCACCCACUCUGGAAGAUUCUCCAGCAGCUUCCUUGCACCUCUGGCUCUCACCAGCACCUUCUCAGCAGUUCUGUGCCAAAUACGUGCGCACCCCUGGGCUCAGGGGCCUCUCACCAUGGUGACCAAGCUUCGCCAAUCCCGUUCCGAUGUCUCACACGCUGCUUUCUGCAGAAAUGCACUUGGUCCCAUGUCCAUCUGGGAAUCCUCCUGCUGCUGCAGUCCAGGACAGAACUGGGGUCAAGGUAGAGGCUUUCCCCUAGAGACUUGGACUCUGCUCUAGAAUAGCCCCUGGAGCUGGGAACCUGGGCCUCUCUCUGCAAUGUACAGGCAGCUGCUCAGCCUUGAGAAGACUUCUCCCCGUUUCCUGUGGCUCUGCAUUUGUCAGCUGUCCAUUGUGGGGACUCAGUCCAACUCUGUUUUUGCUUUUCUUCUUGACCAAAGCAUGUGCCACUAAGCUGUCCUGGGGGACACUGUCCUUACGAAACACACCUGAAAUAAAACCACUUCUUACAUGUCCAAA
Messenger RNA from Mesocricetus auratus (golden hamster), 3900 nucleotides. It is a transcript of the gene Galnt16, whose product is annotated as polypeptide N-acetylgalactosaminyltransferase 16. The record is from RefSeq and is a predicted model, not a curated record. Gene Ontology annotation, cellular component: Golgi apparatus. The transcript is spliced from 15 exons. NCBI's taxonomy places the organism in Eukaryota, Metazoa, Chordata, Mammalia, Rodentia, Cricetidae. Bases 150 to 1850 code for a protein of 566 amino acids.